UGCAAACACACGUCCGCGCACUCCUAUAUAAUUAAGGGAGACUGGGGUUGGUUGUCACACAUUAAACGGCGUAAGCGUACUGGACUAAGACAGUUAUAGGUUUGAGAAAAUGGCGGAUAUAUCCCAUGAAUCCGCGGAGGACGACCGAACUCAUUCGAUUCAGGUUACCGGACAGGUGUUUAAAACUGGAAACACCACCGAGGACGUCAUCGGCAUCUACGACCAGUGGGUCAAGGAUGACCACUACCAAAAGGACACCAAUCCAAGCUUUUACAAAGCACACAUAUAUGCCUGCGAAGAUAUUGAAUCUUUUUUCCCUGGAGACAGAUCAAAGGUCAAGGUCAUCGAUAUUGGUGCUGGAACAGGUCGAGUUUCAGAAGUGCUGCUGGGGAAGGGCUUUAGGUUAAUGGAUGCACUGGAACCUUCAGAGGGUAUGCUGGAAAAGGCUAGGAAACUCAACGUGUACCAACGAAUCAUCAAUGAGUGCAUAUCGGACAAAAGACUUCCCAUACAAAAUGAUUAUUACGAUUUGGCUAUUGUAUCAGGAGCUAUGGGUGAAGGUCAUAUACCGGUGGUAGCUCUCCACGAGAUGGCUCGCAUUGUCAGACCAGGAGGCGUACUGUCGAUUGCUAUGAGAGAAGAGUUUGUAACGUCCUGUGCAGAGUACAAGGACCGCUUGGAACCCUUAAUGAAGAAGAUGGAAUCUGACGGUGUGUGGAAGAUGCAGAGAAAAGUGAAGCCAAAUUACUACCUUGACAAAUCAGGCCUUGUUUACAGAUUUGUCAUCUGUUAAUUGAAAACCAUGCAUCGACAACGUUAAUUAAUGCCAGGGAUGUUGCAUGGUCUGAACUGACCCUUUUCUCUUAAUUUUCCUGUAAACAAAAUGUGACACCCACCCCAACCCACCCGUCUAAGCCCCUCAUUUAAAUGUCACCUUAUGCUUCACGUGGAAGUUAAUUCUGUUCUUGAUGUUUCCAUAAAACUCGUAUUCAAAAUGAUUAAAGGAUUGCUGCAUACAA
Molecule: messenger RNA, 1019 nt
Organism: Gigantopelta aegis
Lineage: Eukaryota; Metazoa; Mollusca; Gastropoda; Neomphalida; Peltospiridae
Product: demethylmenaquinone methyltransferase-like
Exons: 6
Coding region: 110-793 (227 amino acids)
Molecular function (GO): S-adenosylmethionine-dependent methyltransferase activity
Source: RefSeq, a predicted model, not a curated record